AUGGUCAAGCGAUCUUUAUCUACAUCCCCUCCUCCCUCUUCACCCGAGCAGAUUAAACCAUCUUCCCCUUUCUCCUCAAUCGACGAAAGAUCUUCACCCAAGAAAUCACCCAGAAAGUCCAACACCAUCAAUAACAAUGAAGAAAGUUGGGACGCAGAUAAAAGGAGCGUCAUGAGUGAACGUACCGGUCUUACCACCAAACAACUUCGAGAUGCUCUCAAAUUUCGUCAUGAGGGAGGUACCAAUCUCAGAUCUCACCUCAUCAAAUCUGUCAUCCCGAAAUAG
This is a messenger RNA of Kwoniella mangroviensis CBS 8507, 285 nucleotides long. RefSeq lists its product as uncharacterized. Bases 1 to 285 code for a protein of 94 amino acids. The record is from RefSeq and is a predicted model, not a curated record. NCBI's taxonomy places the organism in Eukaryota, Fungi, Basidiomycota, Tremellomycetes, Tremellales, Cryptococcaceae. The transcript has 3 exons.